AUGGAUGAUGGGGUGGUCUUGAAGAAACGGGGCUAUACACUGGGCGUCAACCUGGGAGAGGGCUCGUACGCCAAGGUCAAGUCUGCCUACUCGGAACGCCUCAAGGCCAACGUGGCGGUCAAAAUCAUCGACAGGAAGAAGGCGCCCGCCGACUUUCUGGAGAAGUUCCUGCCCAGGGAGUUGGAGAUUCUGGCCAUGCUCAACCACCGCUACAUCGUCAAGACCUUCGAGAUCUUCGAGACGUCCGACGGGAAGGUCUACAUCAUCAUGGAGCUGGGCGUGCAGGGUGACCUGUUGGAGUUCAUCAAGACCAGGGGAGCGCUGCCGGAGGAGGUGUCGCGCAAGAUGUUCCGGCAGCUGGCACUCGCCGUCAAGCACUGCCACGAACUCGAGGUGGUCCACCGGGAUCUCAAGUGCGAGAACCUCCUCCUGGACAAGGACUUCAACGUCAAGCUCUCCGACUUCGGCUUCGCCAAGAGGUGCAGCACGGACGACCAGGGGAGACCCUUGCUCAGCAAAACCUUCUGCGGCUCAGCCGCGUACGCUGCCCCCGAGGUGCUGCAGGGGAUCCCGUACCAACCCAAAGUCUACGACAUUUGGAGCCUCGGGGUGAUCCUCUUCAUCAUGGUGUGCGGGUCCAUGCCGUACGACGACUCCAACAUCAAGAGGAUGCUGAGGAUACAGAAGGAGCACAGGGUGGACUUCCCUCGGUCGAAGGUCGUGCCCGCAGAUUGCAAAGAGCUGAUCUACCGCAUGCUCCACCCGGACACCAGCAAGCGUCUCACCAUCGACGAGGUCUUGGAGCACCCCUGGCUCUUCUCCCCCAAGUCGAAAGAGGGCUCCAAAAAAGCCGACACGUCCUCGGAGAAGCACCACAAGAAGGACGACAAGCACGAGGCCAAGAUCGAGCAGAAGAAGGAGCAGAAGUACGGCUGGGAGGUCGAGCAGGGGGGACACGAGUGGGUGGACAUGAAACACGAGGCCAAGCACGAGUGGAUGAACAUGAAGCGGGACAGGGCGGACGGCAAACAGGAAGUCCAGGAUGACCAGGCCCAGCCCGAGAACAAGGACGGGGAGAAGACGGAAGAGCCGACGUACAAGCCCAAGGGAGGGGCGGCGAAACCCGACAAGGAAGGGAGCAAGCAGCCGCUGCAGCAGAACAAGUCCAAGACGGAGCCCGAAAUGAGCGGCAAAUUGGGGGAGCCCAGAAUGGAGAAGAAAGCCAGCCGGAGGAGGUCGAGAAGCCUGAGGCUGAACAACGACGACCACCCCGACGACAGCGAGGUCUACCCGGACCAGGAGAACUUCUUGGAUGCGCAGAGCAAAGCCGAGCUGAAGAAAGUUAGUUCGAAAAGGUCAAAGUCUAAUGAAAAGAAGGGCAAACAUUCCAGCAAAUCCCGUGGCUAG
Amblyraja radiata (thorny skate) is the source of this 1407-nucleotide messenger RNA. Its product is annotated as testis-specific serine/threonine-protein kinase 1. Gene Ontology annotation, biological process: microtubule cytoskeleton organization; protein phosphorylation; intracellular signal transduction. Bases 1 to 1407 code for a protein of 468 amino acids. NCBI's taxonomy places the organism in Eukaryota, Metazoa, Chordata, Chondrichthyes, Rajiformes, Rajidae. The transcript has a single exon. Gene Ontology annotation, molecular function: ATP binding; tau-protein kinase activity. Gene Ontology annotation, cellular component: cytoplasm. The record is from RefSeq and is a predicted model, not a curated record.